Messenger RNA from Caretta caretta (loggerhead turtle), 10645 nucleotides. It is a transcript of the gene VWA8, whose product is annotated as von Willebrand factor A domain containing 8. Gene Ontology annotation, molecular function: ATP hydrolysis activity; ATP binding. Lineage: Eukaryota; Metazoa; Chordata; Testudines; Cheloniidae. Gene Ontology annotation, cellular component: cytoplasm. The record is from RefSeq and is a predicted model, not a curated record.
UUCCCUUCCCCCCCCCGGCCUGCCGCUUCCCCGGUCCCCGCCCGCCCGGUGCGCGUCUCCGGCCCGGCCUUCCCCAUGCAGUCCCGGCUUCUGUGCUUCAGCGGCGGCCCCGCAGCGCGGAGAGUCCGGCUCCUUUUGCAGCAGGUGGUGCGGGGCCGCCUGGCUGGGGAGAGGCAGCUGCAGCCGGAGGUCAGGGCGCUGCACGGCCCGGGAGCCGCCGCAGGUGAUACUGUUACUAUUGGAGAUGUGUCAUUUAAACUCAAAGUGCCAAAGAGCCCUGAACUUGUGCCACUGAACUACAUGUCAGACAAUUUGGCCCAAUCUGUAGUCCAGCAUCUAAGAUGGAUAAUGCAAAAAGAUCUUUUGGGGCAAGAUGUCUUUCUUAUAGGCCCCCCUGGACCCCUUCGACGCUCUAUUGCCAUGCAGUACCUGGAGCUGACCAAACGAGAGGUUGAGUAUAUUGCACUAUCAAGGGACACCACAGAAACAGAUCUGAAACAACGCAGAGAGAUCCGAGCUGGGACUGCUUUUUAUAUUGAUCAGUGUGCAGUCCGUGCAGCUACAGAAGGCAGAAUCCUUGUGUUGGAGGGUUUGGAGAAGGCAGAGCGGAAUGUCUUGCCUGUGUUAAACAAUUUGUUGGAAAACAGAGAAAUGCAGCUUGAAGAUGGGCGCUUUCUUAUGUCUGCAGAACGUUAUGACAAACUGCUACAGGAACAUACUAAAACUGAGUUAGAUGCAUGGAAGAUUGUUCGAGUAAGUGAAGAUUUUCGUGUGAUAGCUCUGGGCCUGCCGGUACCUAGAUAUUCUGGUAAUCCAUUGGACCCUCCUCUUCGUUCUAGAUUUCAAGCAAGAGAUGUUUAUCAUCUACCCUUUAAGGACCAUCUUAAGCUAUUAUACUUGGUUGGAUCAAAUGUUUCUGCACAGAGAAUCUCUCAGCUCUUGUCUUUUGCUACAACUCUCUGCUCCCAGGAAUCUUCUACGCUAGGACUUCCAGAUUUUCCUUUAGACAGUUUAUCAGCUGCAGUUCAGAUUCUGGAUUCCUUCCCUAUGAUGUCAGUCCAGCAUAUAAUCAAAUGGCUUUACCCUUAUAAUGUCCUACUAGGAAGGGAAGGCAGGACUGCAGUAGAAGAUGCAUUAAAACGUUUUGAGCUCCAAGAUUCAGAAAGCCCUUUGCUUCCCAGUAGGAUUAAAAAAGUGGAAAGAAUACAUGGAAGCAAGACCUUACAGGCUGAUGUAAUUCUCCAGAUUGCUGAAAAAGAAGUGAAAUUCCAGGUCCCAGCUGGGACUCGACCAUUAAAACUGUGUUCUGGAUCAGACGCUUUCAUAAAGACUUCCAGCCAUAAGCAGCUGUUGGCAGAAAUGAUGCAGUCACAUAUGGUUAAGGAUAUGUGUUUGAUAGGCGGAAAAGGCUGUGGCAAAACAGUUAUUGCUAAGGAGUUUGCCAAUAUGUUAGGAUACAACAUAGAGCCUGUCAUGCUGUAUCAGGAUAUGACAGCUCGAGAUUUGGUGCAGCAAAGGUAUACUCUUCCAAAUGGAGACACUGCUUGGAGACCAUCUCCACUUGUUACUGCUGCCUUGGAUGGGAAGCUUGUUAUUCUUGAUGGUAUUCAUCGCGUCAACUCUGGCACCCUAGCUGUACUACAGAGGCUAAUCCAUGACAGAGAACUGACCCUUUAUGAUGGCACCAGAUUACUAAGAGAAGAUAGGUAUCAAAGUUUAAAAGACGAACUGCAGCUCUCCGAUAAGGAACUACAACAGAGGUCCAUCUUUCCUAUCCAUUCCUCGUUCAGAAUAGUUGCCCUGGCCGAGCCUCCUGUCAUAGGAAGUAGCACAAAGCAAUGGUUAGGCUCGGAGUUUCUAACUCUGUUUCUGUUCCAUAAUGUUAAAUCCUUCACCAGGAAUGAAGAAAUUCAAGUUAUUAAAGAAAUGAUUCCAAAUGUGGCCAUGGUUGCUGUGGAACAGUUGUUAUCGUUAACACACAAGCUUCGGGAGACAAAUGACCCCACAGCACAGUCACUGGCAUCAUCUUUGUCCACACGACAGCUAUUACGAAUUUGUCGUCGGCUAUCACAGUAUCCAGAUGAGAGUCUCUACCAUGCUGUCAAUAAAGCCUGUCUUUCCAGGUUUUUGCCGAAUCUCGCAAGAUCAGCUUUACAUAAAAAUCUGCUGGAUUCAGGGAUUGAGAUAAACCCGGAUGAUAUUAGGAAACAAGAGGAAAAGGAUUAUAGUUGUGAAAUACAUAAUGGGUUUCUGAGGAUUGGAUCUGCCACCAUGCCUGUUUAUAACCCCAAUGAGAAAAUGAAAGUGCCUGAUGUUCUGUUUUAUGAGAACACCCAGCAUAUGAUGGUGAUGGAGGAUAUGCUAAAAGACUUUUUGCUGGGAGAACACCUUCUUCUAGUUGGCAACCAGGGCGUGGGAAAAAACAAGAUUGUUGACCGAUUCCUUCACCUGUUAAAUAGACCCAGAGAAUAUUUACAGCUGCAUAGGGAUACCACUGUACAGAGCCUUACUCUGCAGCCUUCCGUUACAGAUGGCCAUAUUACAUAUGAAGACUCACCACUGGUGAAAUCAGUCAAGUUGGGGCAUAUUCUGGUUAUCGAUGAGGCAGACAAAGCACCUACAAAUGUUACCUGUAUUUUAAAAACUCUUGUGGAAAGUGGAGAAAUGGUUCUGUCGGAUGGAAGGCGCCUUGUUGCCAAUCCUGCUAAUGUAGAUGGGAGAGAAAAUGUAAUAGUAAUUCAUCCUGAUUUUAGAAUGGUAGUUCUAGCAAAUAGACCCGGAUUUCCUUUUUUGGGUAAUGAUUUUUUUGGCACACUAGGGGAUAUUUUUAGCUGCCAUGCAGUUGAUAAUCCCAAACCACAGUCGGAACUGGCUAUGCUUAGACAGUAUGGACCGGAUGUUCCUGAGUCAAUCCUUCAGAAACUGGUGGCUGCUUUUGGAGAACUGAGGAGCUUGGCUGACCAAGGAAUUAUUAACUAUCCUUAUUCAACCAGAGAAGUUGUAAAUAUAGUAAAACAUUUACAGAAAUUUCCAACGGAAGGACUUGCAAAUGUGGUUCGAAAUGUGUUUGACUUUGACUCCUACAACAAUGAAAUGCGUGAUACUUUAAUCAGCACUUUGCACAAACAUGGGAUACCUAUUGGAGCAAAACCCACCAGUGUACAGCUGGCCAAGGAGCUACCAUUGCCAGACCAUACAUUUAUGGGCUACUGGAGAAUCAAUCAAUCAGGGAACGCACAGCAGAAACUACUGUGUCCAACAGAAACCCAUCAGUUAAAUAUAAAGGGUCCAGUAUAUUUAAAUGUUCAGGGAUUUCCACUGGAACGGCAUGAAGCAAGGUCCCUCAGUUUCACAGAAGAACUUGCUUUUUGGACACUGCCAUUAAAUGAGGUUAAUUUCGUCUGUGAUGUUGCUGUAGCAGAAGAAGAUGAGACUGAAAAUAUUCUCUAUGUGGCUACAUGCAAUCCAGUUUCCUUAUAUUUCAUGAAUGUAUCUAGUAAAAAUGGAUACUUUGUGGAUUGUUAUGACAUCUUCCCAAGAACGGUUGGAAGUAUAUGGCAACCCUUUGUGACUGUGGCACCUCUGGGAAAUCCACUCAAAGGGCAAGUGAUUUUGCAUGAAGAGCAGAGUAAUGUUGUCUUGUUGCUGGAUACGAAAACUGGUGCCAUGCAUAGACUUUUACUCUCACCAGAUACCCAAGAAGUUCCAAAGAGAGCAUCCUGGUGGGGCAACAAGGAGGAGCCGAUCAGUCACAAAAUGUGCAGAGAGUUUUCGCAUAAAAACUGGCUGGUGUUCUACAAAGAAGAAGGAAACCACCUUAUUGUGCUGGAUGUACUGGAGGGUCGAACUCAUACCAUCUCACUACCUAUCAAUCUCAAAUCCAUUUUCCUAGUGGCUGAAGACCGUUGGCUCUUGGUGGAAAGCAAAACAAAUCAGAAAUUUCUUUUAACCAAGCCAGCGCAUACGGUAUCUGAAGAAAGUGGAGUUUGCCAGCUGCAUGCAUUGAAUGAAGACCCAGUUGACAAGGGUUUUGGUUUAACAACAGCAUCUGAUUUGUGUGUGCCGCACACAGUUUCAAGUGACCAACUAUCUUCAGAGAACCUAAGCAUAGCUGUGGGACAGAAGAUCAGCUCUCCCAACAGGAUUCUCUUGGAUGUGCAUAAUUAUGCCACUAUUGUUGUUGGCUUCCCAGAACUUAUGUCUCCCAAUGAGGUGUACAGCUGGAAAAGAGACUCGUCGUUGGACAGCAGACAUGCUUCUCCUUCUGAUCCAUUUUACUAUGGGAGGCGCAGUAAAACUGGAGUUGCAAAACAAAUCAAUUGUGUGACUUUACUAGCUACUAAUCAGAUAGUCAGAAUUUUAGCACCUGGAGAUGUCCCUUUGAAAGAACUUUAUCCAAAAGAUAUCGCUCCUCCACAAGCAGCUGGAUAUCUGGAAGUAACAGACCUUAACUCAAAGAAACUUAAAUACAUCCCUAUUCCCAGAUCAGUGUCUCUCUCACCAUAUACAUCAUGGCUGUCAAAGAUCUCGGACACAGACGUUCUGUUGGCGCCACUGGGCAAAGUAGGUUUGGUUACAGUGGAUAUGGGAGGCAGUGUCAGGCUUUGGGAGACGGGACUUGACAGCCUACAGCGCUCUCUGCAGGACUGGAGAAACAUGAUUGGACAAGAGGAUGGUAGACCUGUACAGAUAACCAUUGAGAGAGACAGUGGUUUGGAUGUGAGCUCCCCUAAGCAUGGAAAGAUAGAUCUAGACAACAUGCCCCAUGUUGGCGGAAACACCUGGGCUGGUGGAACAGGUGGGAGAGACACAGCAGGGCUGGGCGGCAAAGGUGGGCCCUAUAGACUGGAUGCUGGCCACAAAGUUUACCAGAUAUCUCAAGCUGAGAAAGAUGCUGUUCCUGAGGAGGUGAAGAGAGCUGCAAGGGAGAUGGGUGAAAAGGCCUUUAAACAGAGAUUAAAGGAGAUCCAGAUGAGUGAAUAUGAUGCGUCUACUUAUGAAAGGUUCUCUGGAGCUGUCCGAAGACAAGUUCAGUCUCUCCGAAUCAUCCUAGACAAUCUGCAGGCCAAGGGUAAGGAAAGACAAUGGCUGAGACACCAAGCUAUUGGAGAGUUAGAUGAUGCCAAAAUAAUUGAUGGACUAACAGGAGAAAAAGCCAUUUAUAAACGACGGGGAGAGCUUGAGCCAGAACUUGGGAGCCCUCAGCAGAAGCCUAAGCGUCUGCGCCUGGUAGUGGAUGUUUCUGGCAGCAUGUAUCGCUUUAAUGGGGUAGAUGGUCGACUAGAGCGUUCCAUGGAGGCUGUCUGCAUGGUCAUGGAAGCUUUUGAGAAUUACGAGCACAAGUUUAAGUACGAUAUCGUUGGACAUUCAGGAGAUGGCUUCAACAUUGCAUUGGUUGGGAGUGACAAAGUUCCCAAGAACAAUAAACAAAGAUUAGAGAUUAUUAAGAUAAUGCACGCCCAUGCUCAAUUCUGUAUGAGCGGAGACCAUACCCUGGAAGGGACGGAGCAUGCUGUUCGUGAAAUUGCUAAAGAAGAGGCUGACGAAUAUUUUGUCAUAGUUUUAAGCGAUGCAAACCUUGAACGAUAUGGUAUCCCACCAGCAAGAUUUGCCCAAACCUUGACCAUCAACCCUCAAGUUAAUGCUUUUGCCGUAUUCAUAGGAUCCUUAGGAGACCAGGCAGACAGGCUGCAGAAGAUGCUACCAGCAGGCCGGUCUUUUAUUGCCCUGGAUACCAAGCAGAUCCCCCAAAUCUUGCAGCAGAUCUUUACAUCCACCAUGUUGUCCAGUGCCUAAGACGUUCCUGUUACUAUUAAAUAAUUAGACAUUGUAACAAACACAAUUCAGAAACAAGCUGCCUGGUGAAAGACAAAAUUAGCUCCUGUUGAAGAUAAGAACUAUAAAACUGAUAAAUAUAAUUUUCGUAUUGAAAUAUUACAGUCACUUAAUCAAAAUACCAAAAAUAACACUGUGUAGCUUAGAUUUUUGGUGAAAUCAUACAGCAUAGCCAUCAGGUGACUUAAAGUUCUGCAUUCAGAGGGGUAAGAGAGUACAAGGGGGUUGAUAUAGUGCACAGAAUAUCUGUGACAAAUGAACAGAGAGACAGAUAACAGAUUGUUUGUGACCAUUCUGGCUGAUAUAUUGCCAGCAGCUCUUUGGGACAGCAUCAUUUUACUCGAUUUUAUUAUCAGUGUUUCUUGGGGUUGAAUACCAAGUUAUACAGCAAUGUGCAAGUCGGACACAGCUAAUCUACCCCACUGUUGUGUGUGCUGUGUUCAGAAUUAGAAAUGCAAGUAACUGCACAUUCGAACAAGACUGCUCAUCCUGAUCUGCAUCUGACCUUUGCUGUUGGAUGUCAGGAACAAUAGAAUGGUCUGGAAGCUCAGAACAUUGCAGUAUAAACAUACAUUAUUGGAUCUGGCGCACAACUCAGAGAAGUGAAAAUCCCUAGAAAAAAGUUAAAUUAUUUUUUCCUGGAAAGACAGAGUUGAAAGGGGUCUAAGACCUAUCUAUGAACAUUUCAAAAGGGUGCACCACCAUGACUUUGCCACUGCAUGGUAGCAGUUGAUGACGUCUAGUUUCUCUGUUGCCAGGAAUCCUAGGAAAGGGCCUCUUCCCCCAGAGGCUGGAUGCGCUCAUGGUUUUUUUACAUUUUGCUUCCACUUCAAGAGCUCUUUGCAUGUUCUGUUUUGGUUUCUAAAAUGUGGAGCUGGAGGGCAGAUCUGUGUGUCAGAAAAACACUUUUAAUAAAGAAGAAAAUAAGUAACAAGGAAAAAUAGAUCAAGAGAGUAAAAGUAUGUGGUUUUCAUUUUGGUAGGAAAUCUGUGUUUGGGGGUCUUCUUUUAAUACAGAACAUUCUCACUCUGCAUCUUUUCUAUUGUAAGUAUUUUCCUCCCAUUUCCACAUUCUCAAACAGGAACUCUUGCUUUAGAAUUAAAUUGGUUGAAGUUUGUACAGCACUUUGAAGAUGAAAAUCCCUAUAGAUGGGCUAACUAAUAGUACUUUUGCAAUCACUGUGCUUCAGGAACACUGGAAUACAUAAUAAAUUGAAUUCACUAUCCUACCGUGAGUAACUGUUAGCUCUCAUCACCACCAAUAAAAAGACUCUUGCCCCAUGGUUGAUUAUUAUAAAGAGAUGAAAGAUGCAGGAAAGAGCACUGUCUCCAAUCAUGCUUAGAAGUUGUGGUACUUCACUGCAAAAAUGAGAUUCCUAACUCCUACAACAUUUCUAGCUACAUUAAAGAUGCUGUUUGGGAGGGAUGAGGGGUGAUGAGAGAGAAUUUGUUUGUUCCUUCAUUUCUACAAAACCAUCACAGUUUUUAAAUGUACCAUAAUGCAUUUUUGCUAGUCUUGCCAUUUUCCACCAUGUCAAUCCCGCAGCAGCAUUAUGGACCCAAUCCUGUAAGAUGAUGAGAACCCUCAACCUCCAUUCAAGUACAAAGGCAGUCAAGAGUGCUCAGCAACUCAAAGACUGAGGCAUUCUGGGAGCUAGGUGUCUAAGUGCCAGGUGUGGCUCUACUGCAAUACAGAAAACUCCUGCCUAACUCUGUAGGUGCCUAAACUCGCUCAGCACCUAACAUUUCAGGGUAAAAGUGCCCUAGGCCCCUCUGUUUCUGCCUCUGGGCAUGCGGUCGAACGCUGAUUUCCUGCCCAAGUCCCAAAGCAAGUCACAAACCAGGGAAGACUGGGAUUCAGCCAUCUAAAUCAUGUGCAGAGUCCGCUACUGUAGGAGUGCUCAAAUGUCCCACUCAAAACCCAGCCGGAGGAGGCAGUGGGCCUGGUUCCCACUUUAUAACUUUUAGCCCACUGGUUAGAGCACUCACCUGGGAUGUGGAAAAGCCAAAUUAAAUUGCCCCAUCUGCCAGAUACCUAAUACCAUGGCAGUAAGUCUUUCACCAAUAUUGUGAAGUAGUUGUUCAAACUAAACUCCACAGAUAAACCUAAUUCAAAAUGAGUUUAAAAACUGGCCAGGCAAUCAAAGCAACACCCAGCUGGACUGUCUUAUGCUUCCUGAGGAGAAGAGAUCACUGGGAUACUACUCUGUGAUUGGAUUAAAAAACAAAUCACACAGUUACUGCCUGCACAUGUCAAAAUAUGAUUAUAUAAGCUUCUCAGACUUAUAAAUACAUUCAUUGUAUGUAUAAUAGCCCCCUAAGUAUAACAGUGCUAAAUGGAAUUAUUACUCCUUAGCACUCAACUUUUUGCAAUUUCUCAAAACUCUACUUUUAUCCUUAAAGAUUCUUACAGUUAGGAAAAUACUUUUCCCUUUUAAAUUAACUAAAGAUUUUAUCGUACUUACUGUACUGUAGACCAGUGCUACUCAAAGUGGUGGUCCGUGGACUGGUGUCGGUCUGCGAGCCAUCGGCUGCCAGUCUGCACGCACAUUGGAAAAAAAAAUUGCCGAUCCCCCACAUCAGCUAGCUUGAGAAGCACUGCUGUAGACCACUUGAUUGUACAGAUCCAUCUCUGGUGUAACUCCAUUUACUUCAGUGACCUCAUUAUCUUUGCAAUAGAGAUUAAUGGUAUUUCUUUUGGGGACACAGUAGAGUAGUUUAGAUUAAAUUUGAACUAACAUUUUAAAAAGGAGACUGACAAGGGUAAAUAUCAUGUUUACAAAAAGUAUAGCUCACAUCACCUCAGAUUAUUAAAAAUGUUCAAAAUCUCGUGUACUAGUUAUUUAUGCUGUUUAUUGAAUUAUGUGCAGUUCUUUCACCUGGCACAAUGAAAAUAUUUGUUUUAUUUUGUUUCCAGCCAGUAUCUAUUCAAUUUUAUUUUCAGAUUCCAUGUACUAACAACAUGCUGCAUCAGUUUCAACCCACAACACUUCAAGGGAAUUUUUUAAAAAGCAUCUUCCGGUGGAAUUUAAGACAGCCCCCCACCGCCUCCCCUGCCCCAAACCAUUAAAUGAUUUCAGUUGGUUCUGGAAGGGUUUUUACUUAUGUCUCUCACUUCUGGGACAUAGUUGACCUGACAGUGUCCCUUUACAUUGUUAUAAUAUGAGAAAUUCCAUCUGGACUCUCUAUAUCUCACCUGCUUUAAUAUCCAUCACUCUGGCAUUGAGAAAUCAAAAUAGCAACUGUUCUUCCCCUCCCUCUAGAAUCUACAAAAAAAAUUUCUGCUGCUCAGACAGUUAAUAGAAGAAUUUAGCAAACUCACACUGGUCAUCUGUGUCCUUAAGUCAUGACAGAGCUUUCAAAUGUGCAUUUAAUUAAAACAAUUAUGAAAAACAUCUUGAUUAGCUGUUCACUUCAGCACUGCCUGUUUAGCAUUCCAGAGUCCACCAAAUAUUCCAGAAUCCACCAAAGCACAUGUACCAACAAUCCCCUUAAAUUGCCAUUUGAUUUAAUAAGACUUAUUGUAUCUUAAAAUGACAUAUGACUUCUCCUUUUCCCACUGUUAAUUAUACCAUCUUAGGAGUUUGAAACAAAUCUAUUAUUUACUGAACUGCCAUUGCUUCAUUGCAUGGAUAUUAUUGUUUGUUAUUGUAGGGUUCUGAUUUACUGCAACUGAUGUGUCAUUAGCAUCCUUGCUUAAGUAAUCUUAAGGCUACCUCUAAUAAUGCAAUUUUUAAUUGGUUUUCUUUAAAAUCAUUAAAUGAUUGUGUGUAUAAAGUGUAAUCGUACUGACUAUUUGUUGUUUUUCAUUUCAAGCAGCAUGAGGCAGUUUGAUGUAUUUAUUACCAUCAGGAUUAUGUUGCAUACUGCAGCAAAUGGUAUAAAAAGAGGACAGAAUGUAUUCUGUUGGAAUGUGAAAAGUGCAUUAGACAAGCACAUUUAAAAACUUAAAGUAGCCUUGUAUUGUUACUUGUAAAAUGCCCUGUGUUAGUAUAAAGCGCCUAAAUAGAAGCUUGAAAAGAUUAAGAGCAGGUUGCUAAUCCUUGACACUGACUCCAGCCGUGGUGGUGUAGCUGUGCUGGUCCCUGGAUACCAGAGAGACAAGGUGGGUGAGGUCAUAUCUUUUACUGGACCAACUUCUGUGGGUGAGAGAGACCAGCUUUUCUUCAGCUCUGUGUAAGCUCGAAAGCUUGUCUCUCUCACCCACAGAAGUUGGUCCAAUAAAAGAUAUGACCUCACCCACCUUGUCUCAUUGACCCAAUCAGUCAUUCAGUUACAUAUUUUGAAGUUUAUGUCGUUACAAUCUAUCAUCUGUAGCUUAGUUUCCUUUGCAGACAUGCCUGGAAAUCAUUAUGUAUGUAAUGCUAUAGCUCAGAGUCUUCCUUUGUAAAAUUUUAAUUUCUUAAUUUAAUACACUGAUGUAACAAUCCAUGGAAAGACAAACAUACAACAGGAGCAGUGCUAUUGAAUUGCAGUAUGGCCCCUGUCUUCAAAAUUGGGUUCUUAUCCAGGAGUUUAUUGGGCUAUUGUGUAUCUGUAAAAUAAACUUCACAGCUGCUGUCAGGUUGGAGACAAAUGUGAGCGCUCUAGAGGUUGUGCUUUUUUUGCAGGGGCUACGCGUUUUAAAGCCAUAGAUCAAAACUGCUUGAAUACUUGUGUUACAGAUGUGUUUAAGAAAUUACUUUUUGUUAUGUUGUUCAUUGCAAGUAUCUCUUUGAUUGUUAAAGUUUCUAUAAAACAACUGAGAACAUACAAGCUAAUUUACCUGAUACCAAUAAAAUUCACUAACUUGUACUGAAGGCAGAAAGAUA